Molecule: messenger RNA, 1223 nt
Organism: Pipistrellus kuhlii (Kuhl's pipistrelle)
Lineage: Eukaryota; Metazoa; Chordata; Mammalia; Chiroptera; Vespertilionidae
Gene: CYLC2
Product: cylicin 2
Exons: 4
Coding region: 1-1131 (376 amino acids)
Cellular component (GO): nucleus
Molecular function (GO): structural constituent of cytoskeleton
Source: RefSeq, a predicted model, not a curated record
AUGGACGAAGACAACAGUGUGAUCAUGGCCAGAGGAAAGAGGGUGGUGAGCCAAAAACUAAACUAUGGAUCAUAUGAUAAUUACAUUCCAGUCAGUGAAUUAAGCAAAAAAUCAUGGAAUCAGCAACACUUUUCCCUGGAAUUUCCCAAACCACAGCGGCCAGGAAAAAAAGCGAGAUCAAGACCUUCCCAACUACAAGCAAAUGCAGAUUUAAAACCUGAUGAAGACAAAUUAAAGGGAGGUUAUCAACGACCAUUAUGGAUGCACCGUUCUUUGAUGCAAAUUUCAGAAAGACCAUCUGUCUAUUUAGCUGCCAGGAGACGGCCUCCAACUCAUGGCCCGGUUAGAGCAGCAGCUAAAGAAGGCAAGAAGGACACAUUAGAGUCAGAAAGCGAAUCCGCAGUUUCAGGGGAGCUAAAAAUAACUAGGAAAGACUCAAAAAAAGAAACAGUUAGCAAAAAAGAUAAAAGUUCAAAAAAGAUCAAGGAGUCAACUACAGAAUCAGAAGCUGAAAAAGGAGAUACAAAGAAAGGUUCAAAAAAGGAUAAGGAAGGUCCAAAAAAGGGCAUGGGGUCAGAUGCAGAAUCAGGAGAGGAAAAAGGAUUACAGAGGAAAGAUUCAAAAAAAGAAAAGAAAGGUGCAAAGAAGGACAAGGAGUUAGUAGCUAAAGAACUAGUAGAGGGAAAUGAAUUGGUGAAGAAAGGUUCCAAAAAAGAUAAGGGUUCAAAGAAGCAAAAGGAGCUGACUGACAAACCUGGAGAUGAAAUAACAGAUGCAAAGAGCCCCAGUGACAAAGAGGAUGAAUCAAAAGACAAGAAAAAAAGCAAGAGAGAGGGCAAGAAAGAAGGCAAAAAAAGUAAGAAAGAAGGUGAGAAAGAAACCGAGAAAGAAGGCGAAAAAGAAGGCGAGAAAGAAGGCAAGAAAGGUAAGAAAGAAGGUGAGAAAGAAAGUGAGAAAAGUAAGAAAGAAGGCAAAAAAAAGAAGAAAGAAGGCAAGAAAGAAGGCGAGAAAGAAGAGAAGGAUACCAAGGGAGGGACUGAGACAGAAUCUUCUGAUGCAAAAAAGGAGAAAAAGAAGGAGAAAAAGAAGGAGAAAAAGAAGGAGGGAAAGAAGGAGGGAAAAAAGAAGUAGGCCUUGGAUAAUAAUUCAAAAGCAUAUUUACUGAAAGAGUAGUUCAAUAAUCUGAAACUAAAUUUAUGAAGAGGGAGCAGUUUGAAUAUUUA